Cottoperca gobio is the source of this 1513-nucleotide messenger RNA. It is a transcript of the gene c1h4orf33, whose product is annotated as chromosome 1 C4orf33 homolog. The coding region runs from base 335 to 925 and encodes 196 amino acids. Lineage: Eukaryota; Metazoa; Chordata; Actinopteri; Perciformes; Bovichtidae. The transcript has 6 exons. The record is from RefSeq and is a predicted model, not a curated record.
CGGGAAGUUUCAGUCGGAUAUACGUAUUUUGAAGGAUAUGUCAAUUCCGGAAAUCCCAAUCAGUACAUUGAGUUCUUUUAGUCAGAUUUAGGACUAUAUAUAUAUGAAGAUUUUCAAAUAGAAAGGUAUUAUUUUCUCACCCUGACGAGCUUGCGCGGUUUGAUAUACGAGUUGCUGGAUAGUGUUAGCUCUAGGUCACAUGAUUUGCUAACAAAAUAAGAGUUUGGUUAUGCUAAAAUUACUGGAAUUAUUUUGGUAAACAACGUCCUCUGGAUAGUUUUUUGAAUUUGUUAAGAAUUGAAAACCACAUCCUGGACACAAUCCUGUUACGGGAAUGCAGUUUUUGAUCGAGCACACCUGGGAUAGCGAUCCUGUGACUCAUGACCCUAUCAGGAUCAAUUUCUCUCCUGGGCAAGGAGGGCUGAAGAUAGAGAUGUUUGGCCCCUUCUUCAAUGACCCAGCAGGUCCUGCAGGACCCCCCAGUGAGCCCUUCCCUGGACUCUGGAAUUAUGAAGUUGUGGAGUGCUUCUUCCUCGAUAGUACUACAGUCGAUUACCUAGAAGUGGAGUUUUGUCCGCAUGGACAGCAACUGAUAUUAUUGCUGUCAGGAGUUGGCCAUGCGUUCCUGCAACAACUGCCCAUGGUGUUUAAUGCCACGAUCAAAGGGGACAAGUGGAUGGGUGAGGCUCUCCUCCCCUGGUCAUACUUACCUCCCAAUAUCAACAAGAUGAACUCCUACGCCAUCCAUGGAUCAGGAGAGAAGCGUACAUAUGAGGCUCUCUACCCCAUCCCCAAGGACCAGAUAGUGGAGGGCCAAAAACCCAACUUCCACCGCCUGGAGUAUUUCCAAAAUUUCCGCCUGCAAAGCAUCAUGGGAGAAGGUUGGGUCCAGCCAAGCUCUGAUUUGUGGAUUGGAAAACCAUGAGCUUUUAAAACAACACUCUUUUCCCUUUCUCCUUUUGUCUCUCUUGCACACACCCACAUGCACAAACACACACACACACACAGCCCGGCAGGAGAGCAACAGUACAAACACUCAUUGACAGGGAACAAAGGGGCAAUCAAUCUUUUUUAGUUAAUAAUGCCAAACAAUAUGACACCAAAUGUGUUAUCAGCUUGUCGGGACGUAUUAGCCUUCACACACUUCUGUACAUGCACACAGUCACGCACACAUCACAAGGUAUUGGACGUCGCCUCACUUUGCCUCGGCAGAGUGUGACCUACAGCAGUUAAACUGAGGAUGGUGGGAAUGCUCGCUUUGACAUUCAGCUGCUGUGCAGCCUGUGAGUUUCACUGCAGUGAGAAAAACCUCGGCAGGUUCUUGUGAUUCUUUGCCCUGACUGUUAAAAGACACACACACGAAUGAUACACUGAAGGGGAAAAUCUGUUCUUCUGAGAUACAUUUUUAAGCUUUUUUUCUUAGUGCUUUUACUGUAUAUGGAUCAUUUUGUAACCAUUCAUCUUAAAAUUUAUUUCCUUUUGCAAUUAAAUAUGUUUACAUAUUGCUGGUGAA